Molecule: messenger RNA, 2481 nt
Organism: Exophiala spinifera
Lineage: Eukaryota; Fungi; Ascomycota; Eurotiomycetes; Chaetothyriales; Herpotrichiellaceae
Exons: 1
Coding region: 1-2481 (826 amino acids)
Biological process (GO): DNA-templated transcription
Molecular function (GO): zinc ion binding; DNA binding
Source: RefSeq, a predicted model, not a curated record
AUGACUCCGAGUACCAACAAUCCCUCCCCCAGCGUUGGCCAGCCUACCCCUCCAGCUGUCCCUUCGACGACCACCGCCGCUACAACCACCAAUGACUCCGACAGUGAGAACACCCCCGAGGAGAGGCCGCCUCAUACUUCUGAGAUCGGUACGCUCAAGAAGCUCCCCAAUCACGGCACCGCCUGGCUAGGUAGUUCCUCUGGUGUCUACUUUGUCAAUACUGUGCGCCGUGCCUUUUCUACCGCCUUUGGCGCUUCAAAUCUCGCUGGUCCUAAUGCAGUUCCCGCCAGCGAAGACAUCCUCACGGGUGAGGAUGCUGAAGGCCGAUCGUACAAUGGUCCUCUGCAUGAGGGUCCAAGUGAGACCGACUCAUUACCGCAUCUGCUUGCCUCUGCCCUCGGCAGACCACCAGAUCGAAAGAUUGCUUUUCAACUUGUCACGUCCUUUUUCACCGUGUGGCACCCCUUAUUCCCCUUCCUCCAUGGCCCGACCUUCUUGAAAGAUAUGGAGACUAUAUAUCUUAACCAAAAGCGACAUGCGAAAGCAACCAAGGAACAUCCGUCCCCUAUUGACCUCAGGAAGUUAAUGACCUUCCAACUCAUCAUCAACAUCGCGUCGCUAGAUCGAAGUGACAUUCUUCUACCCAUGGAAUCCCGCAUCAAAUCGAACGCUGACGUGAGCCGAGUGGCUGGGUGCCUUGCUCUGUCUCAUGACAUUACGAACAUCCAAGCAAUCCUUGCCGCUGAGCUCUAUCUGGCGGCAACAUUGGCGAUUCGUCAGGCUAGCACGGUAGCCGGCAUCGUGGUGAAGCUCAUAUACCAUGCCGGUCUACAUCGUUGUCCGCUGAGAUACGCGCAGCUUUCGGCGGAGGAUUGCGAAAUCCGAAAACGAAUCUUCUGGUCUGCAUAUGCGCUGGAUCGGCAUUGCAACCUGAGUUUAGGCGACCCAAAUGCCAUCCAGGAUGAUGAUAUUGACGUCUGCUUGUCUGGUCCAGAACUACACAAGGCUGUGUGGCGACCAAUGAUGCCGCAAGAUGGUGAUGAAACGAUGGCCAUGCCGCCCCCGAGACCACUCUCCGAUGAUUCACGCAACACUCAACAGGACAAGGAAGGCCCAGAAGCGAAAGAAAAGCGACUGCGAGAAGCAGCUUUGACGGCAUAUGUCCAAUGGGGGAAGCUUACGGGGCAGAUCAUUGAAGUGUUUCACAAAAGUAUCAAUCACCGUUUCCCCAAACACGAACAAAUCUUGCGCUUGACAAGCGACAUCGAAACUUGGUGGAACGAUCUACCAGGCUUCCUUACCGGAGAAGCCGAUCCCGGCCAGCACCACGAGACCAGGAGCACGCACAAACCUUCGUCAAACGACGCCUCUUUUCUCCCUCCUCAACAGCACCUUUCAAGCUUCUUCAAAAUCCUAUAUCACCGACUCCUCCUUCUCGUCAGUCGUCCGAGAUUAUCCCUUGAUCAGUCGACACCCGAAUUCCAGCAUGGCUUACAAGUCUGCAUUCGAGCGUCUCGUGGUAUUGUCGCUGGACUGAAAUCACACCGAAGCCAUGGACAAUCCAUGUUCUUGCCUGGUUUGCUGUCCGCGGUUUGGAUGUCGGGACUCAUCAUCGCAUUCGCCUGCCAACUCGGGAAAUACGCCAAAGCAAGAGCGUUGUCCGACAUCCAGGCAUGCCUCAGCAUUCUCGACAGCAUGAACACGAGAUGGUACACAGUGCAGAAUUGCCACAAGGUUUUGAAUCUGCUCAUGAUCAACAUCCAGUCCAGAAAGGCUUCCGCGAAUGGCUUCUUGACCGUCCCCAAACCCGACCAGCCUUCUCCACAGAGCAUGCCGAAUGAUUCCUCUGACUCGGCUCAGCCGCCCCGGAAACGUCAGCGCACAGGUGACGACCUGCCGCCCAGUCCACGAAAAUCAUCGUCUUCCAUGACAGAAUCAGCCACGCCGUCGCCCCACCAACAGCACCCAUCCUUGUCUGCAACCGCGACGAGUCUGUCCCUUCUAAAGAACGCGCCCUCGUCAACCCAGGGGAGCACACCCGGGAAUUGGCCCCCGUCACUCGGCUACGACGCCACGAAUCCAUCCGCACUCACCAACCCGGCGGCCUCGAUGUCAAACUUUGAUUUUUCCAACUGGGACCGAGGCCAACCUACGACGCAGCCACAGAUAAACGCUGGUCUGGGGAGCGCCAUCUAUGCCACCCCCCAGGAUCUCGCGUUUGCCCAGUCGACGAUGAACAUGAAUUUGCCGCCGAGCAGCAACGGGGGCAAUAUGGGUGCUGGUGGCGGUGGCGGCGGUGACGGAGGAGGAGGAGGAGGUGGUGGUGCCAACAACGGCGGAGUGCAGGAGUACUCUGACCCCAUGUUCUGGGGGAACAUGGAUUUCAACGUUGCUGAUAUUUUCGGUUCUGCCACGUGGGAGAAUAUGACGGGCCCUUUCGCCCCUGGUGGCGGUGGGUUCAAUGGGGCCUGGGAGAUGUGA